AUGCCGCUAUUUAUGCACAACUAUAUUGAUAAUAUAGUUGAUGUUGGCACCGACGACAAUUGUGGGUAUCGAGCUGUUGCCGGUUUGCUCGAAAGAGGAGAAGAAAAUCACACUCUUAUUCGACAGACACUUAUUUCAGAGUUGACUUCGCAUAGGGACAUCUACGACCGAUUUUAUAAAAAUCAAGAAAACUUUGAUAAAUGUCAUGAUUCCCUUGUUCCAUCACUAACCGCUCACGCACCGAUUUCAGAGUGGAUGUCAUUCCCCGAGAUGGGCCAUCUUAUAGCAAGUGCGUACGACCGGGUGUGUGACGAUUUGAUGAGAUUUGGAUUUUCAAAGACAUUUUUUCCGCUUCAUAGUCGCCCACCUUUGGACGCGUCCGACCGCAUCAUUUGUAUCAGGUAUCUAAGAUCGCGCCACUUGGUGCAAGUUUUAUUGAAACCCGGGUGUCCUAUUCUGGCUACCUCUUGUCAGUGGACACAUCGUACAAAAGAGGCGGACGCUUGGCCGGAUCCUUUUUUUGAAAGAAUGACGGAGUUCGAACAAAUGAUGAAGCAAGAGCGAGAGGAAAAUAGAGAGAGGUCGAAGAACUUACCGAUUUUAGAUUUAAGUGCCGACGGAUCGUUCAGGGCAUUUUAG
Messenger RNA from Vicia villosa (hairy vetch), 639 nucleotides. RefSeq lists its product as uncharacterized. Bases 1 to 639 code for a protein of 212 amino acids. The record is from RefSeq and is a predicted model, not a curated record. The transcript has a single exon. Lineage: Eukaryota; Viridiplantae; Streptophyta; Magnoliopsida; Fabales; Fabaceae.